AUGGCAGCAGCAUUGACCUCCAGGACUUUUGCGGUCACCGGCAGUGCGUCUGGGAUCGGGGCCGCGACAGCUCGCCUCCUCGCACGUCGCGGUGCCGCGGCCAUAUACAUUGGCGAUGUCAAUACCGCCGGCUUCGACCAGAUGAAACCCGAAUUGGCGGCUAUCAACCCAGGCACAAAGGUGCACACCAGAACCGUCGACGUUUCGGUUCCUGAGCAAGUCGAUGCCUGGUUUUCCGAGAUUAAACAGGGAGGAACCGGCCUCCACGGAUUGGCCAAUGUUGCUGGGUUGGCUGGUCGCCAAGUAUCAAACAAGCCGGGCUCCAAGCUGUUGGAAGAGACAGUCGAGCAGUGGCGCAAGGCUAUGGGUGUCAACAUCGACGGGGCCUUUUACUGCUCCCGCGCCGCCGUCAAGUUGAUGCAGAGCAUGCCCAAGGAUUCCAACCCGGCCAUCGUCAACGUCGCUUCCAUGGCCGCGAUUUUCCAUUCCGGCAGCAACUUUGGAUACGGCACCGCCAAAGCCGGCCUCGUCCAUUUCACCACGAGUGCGGCCAAGGACCUCUACGACCUGGGCAUCCGCGUCAACUGGUGCAGUUCCGGGACGACCAACACGCCGAUCCUCGACCGUGCGUUUGAAGGGCAGAACAGAGACGAAACCAUCAAGAUGCUUCAGUCGCAGGGUCUCAAGGCCAUGGAGCCGUCGAGCAUUGCCCGGGUGAUAUUGUGGUUGCUGAGCGAGGACUCUCUCGACGUGAGUGGAGUGAAUAUUCCAGUGGGCCAGGGGAUUCCUUGA
Fonsecaea nubica is the source of this 792-nucleotide messenger RNA. RefSeq lists its product as hypothetical. Lineage: Eukaryota; Fungi; Ascomycota; Eurotiomycetes; Chaetothyriales; Herpotrichiellaceae. The record is from RefSeq and is a predicted model, not a curated record. Bases 1 to 792 code for a protein of 263 amino acids. Gene Ontology annotation, molecular function: oxidoreductase activity. The transcript has a single exon.